GGAGAAUUGAAGUGCCCCUUGCUUUAAAGAUUCAAAUACCUACCCCUUAGGUUAUAGGCUUACAGGCUUACAGGCUACAGGCUACAGGCUACAGGCUACCUCAGACUACAGGCUUACACAGGUACACUGAACACCCCUGCAUUCGUACCUACCUACCUUUUCUUCUCGGUACUUGUGACAAGGUGGGUGCCCUGUCAAUUCCCCGCAUCCUUGCCGCCUUCUACCAACCCCCAACCUCCAACCCCGCCGAAAAACGAGAAACGGUCAAGAAAAAGGAAACAAAAGCUUGUUUUCGACUUCACGUUACUCGAAGUCAUCUUGUUUUUUUCUUUCUUCUUUUCUUCCUCUUCUUCCUUAGAUCGCAUCAUUUUCCGUGCUAUCAUCUACUCCUGCGAGCUUGAAAUUAACACAUCACCAAAUCCGAUAUCCCCUCAAUGCGUCUAGUCCAGAGGAUGAAGAUGCCCUCAUCUAUAAUCGUCUUCGGCCUGCUUCUUUAGUUUUCUACCCGAAUACAAUUCUUUUCGAUUCCUUAACAGAAUGAUAAAGAGAGUCUGCGAUAGCCUUCGCUAAACCAUCGUUUUGGCAUCACGACCACAUCACUCGUCUAUCAUUCAUUAUUAGGUCGUUCUAGAUUAUCAAUGCUUUUGUCAGGAUGGCAGACCGCGGUGGAGAUGUCCCGACUGUACUUCCGCCAAUCUAUCAACUUCCAGAAUGGGAGACGAUAACUCACCCUCCUAAACCUCGACAGUCCCUGUUAGGCCGUAUCCUUCCUUCGAGGGAUGCUCUGGAUGAACCGUUAUCCGUCUCGGUUCAACGUUCAACAACCGCGGACCUUGAGCAAGCCAAAGAAGAGCCUGGUCGAGCGUCUACGCUCCCAACAUAUGCUCCUUCAACUGCCGAGAAUAACACGACAAAAUCUAGGCUUGUUUCUUCGUUGCACAAGCGUCUAGAUUUGGUAGUUCCACCACAUCGAACCUACUUCGGACGCUCGCGACGCUUUCUGUUUCUCUGCAUCCUCCUGCCUGUCGCCAUCUUUCUCUUCGUCCUUACCCCGCUGGCCAUCGGCCUUGGUGUUGGUUUAUCACGCCGCUCGUCCAAGACGCAACACUUGCCUCUGCCGAGCAACAAGAGCGUGUUCACUGGCGACUUAACAUACUACGAACCUUCUCUGGGUGCGUGCGGCAUACAGUCGAACAGCGGCGAGAAUAUCGUCUCCGUGUCUCACAUUAUCUUCGAUGCCGCGAGCCAAGGGUCUGAUCCGAACGCGAAUCCGCUUUGUGGGAUGAAGAUCAGAGUUACGAGAGACUUUGUCGAAGCCGGCGUGGGGAACCGGAGCGUGGACGUCACGGUGGUGGACCGAUGUGUCGGUUGUGCGGCUACAGAUCUGGAUUUAAGUACUGCCGUGUUUGAGCAGCUAGCACUGCUGGACACCGGAAGGGUGGUUGGCAACUGGGCAUGGCUGAGCUGAAGAGCCCGUAUGAGAUCCGAAUAUGAGUGAUGAAAGGCAUAUUGUGUUCUGUUUUAGGGGCGUCAUUUGCAUACGGAGUUCGGUAAAUUACGAUUCAAGCCCAGCUAAGAAUAUUUGACAUCUCUAAGCACAAUGCGCUACAGUGACUA
Messenger RNA from Daldinia decipiens, 1617 nucleotides. RefSeq names its product RlpA-like double-psi beta-barrel-protein domain-containing protein-containing protein. The transcript has 2 exons. Lineage: Eukaryota; Fungi; Ascomycota; Sordariomycetes; Xylariales; Hypoxylaceae. Bases 653 to 1468 code for a protein of 271 amino acids. The record is from RefSeq and is a predicted model, not a curated record.